Molecule: messenger RNA, 620 nt
Organism: Nicotiana tabacum (common tobacco)
Lineage: Eukaryota; Viridiplantae; Streptophyta; Magnoliopsida; Solanales; Solanaceae
Source: RefSeq, a predicted model, not a curated record
AUUUCAAGCUUCAAACAUAAGUAAUUAAACAGCCCUCUCCUUUGAUUCCUAAUUUUUUCUCAAACGCCUCCUAGCUCGCAAAGCUCAGACACUAGUCAUGGGAGCCUGUGCGAGCAGACCUAAGGAUUUGGACAAAGACUUGGCCCCUGCCCCUGCCGAGGAACCUGCAGUCACCCCAAAGAAAUCCGAGCAGGAAACUCCUGCUCCUCAGGAGAAAAAGGAUGGGGAGGAGACUAAGAAGGAGGAGCCUUUGGUAGACAUCUCUGAACCAGCAUCAGAGGCUCCCAAGAUUGAGGAAGUAACCACUGAGAAAAACACCGCCGAGGAGGUGAAGGCAAAGGAGGAGGAGACAGCCAAACCAGCUGAGGAAGUCAAAGUUGAGGCUGUGAAAGAGGAGCCCAAAGAACAGCCAGCAGAGGAGGAGGUAGAAGAGACCCCAAAAGCUGUUGCCCAAUAAACAAUUAAUUAAAAAAUCCAAACACAAUCGUUACAUCCCUUGUUAAUUUUCUUUUGCAUCUAAUUUUGUCAUAUCAUAUUGGAAUGUUUUGCUAGUUUUUUUUAUUUGUUGUGGCUCAUGUAGUAAAACAAAAGAAAAAAUAAAUAAAGAAAAGAUUCCCAGA